UGUUUGCGUAUAAGAGAGAGAGAGAGGCAAAGCCUAACAAAUCUGAGAGAAUUUGCAGUAUUUCUCAGUGUUUCUCAGAUUUGGCUUCAGUGAGAGACUUCAGUCCUUCUCUCUUAAAUCUUAAUCCCCUUUCUAGAGAGAGAAACCACACAAAGAAAAGGAAAUAGAAUGCCAGGGAGUUUAGAGCCGUUGGAUGUGGGAGUACAGAUACCUUAUCAUUUCAGGUGCCCGAUCUCGCUUGAACUGAUGCGUGACCCCGUCACGGUUAGCACGGGCCAGACCUACGACCGCGCCAGCAUCGAGUCGUGGGUGGCUACUGGCAACACGACAUGCCCGGUGACUCGUGUACAGCUCAUGGAUUUCACGCUCAUACCAAACCACAACCUUCGCCGACUUAUCCAGGACUGGUGCGUCGCCAACCGUGCUUUUGGUGUGGAGCGGAUACCGACGCCGAAACAACCGGCUGAGCCUGCUCUGGUUCGUUCCUUGUUGAACCAGCUAGCGUCCAGGUCGAAUUCGAAGCAGUCUCGCCUCACUGCGGUUCGACGACUCAGGGGGCUUGCGCGUGACUCGGAUAAGAAUCGGUCCUUGAUUUUAGCGCAUAACGUACGUGAUAUCCUUGUCGAUCUCGUGUUCUCUAAUACCGAUUCUGAUUCCGAUUCGUCGGAGUUGAAUCAAGAGUCGCUCGCGCUUCUCGUGAUGUUUCCACUGAGUGAAACCGAGUGCGUGUGCAUCGCUUCCGAGCCAGACAGGAUAGGCUACCUAUCACAUCUAUUGUUCCACAACUCAAUCGAAGUCCGAGUCAACUCAGCAGCUCUGAUAGAAAUCGUCGUCGCCGGGACCAGAUCUUCAGAUCUUCGCGCACAAAUCAGCAAUGUAGACGAUAUCUAUGAAGGAGUAAUCGAAUUAUUGAAGAAUCCGAUAUCCUCCUACCCUCGCGCGUUGAAAGUAGGCAUCAAGGCCUUGUUCGCUUUGUGUUUGGUAAAGCAGACAAGGCACAAGGCCGUUUCAGCCGGAGCUCCUGAAGCGUUAAUCGAUAGAUUAGCCGAUUUCGAUAAAUGUGAUGCAGAGCGAGCUCUGGCCACGGUAGAACUCCUAUGCAGGGUACCGGCAGGAUGCGCCGCCUUCUCCGCUCACGCGCUCACCGUCCCUCUGCUGGUGAAAACAAUCCUAAAGAUCUCAGAGCGUGCGACAGAGUACGCUGCGGGAGCGCUCUUGUCGCUAUGCUCAGCAUCUGAACAGAGCCAGAGGGAGGCGGUGAGUGCUGGCGUGUUGACGGUGCUCCUGCUACUCGUGCAGAGCGAUUGCACAGAAAGGGCGAAGAGAAAGGCGCAGCUGCUGCUGAAGUUGCUUCGGGAUUCGUGGCCGGAGGAUUCAGUUGGAAAUUCGGAUGAUUUUGUUUGCAGUGAAAUCGUACCAUUUUGAUUCUUCUUCUCGUUGAUGAUGAUGAUGAUUAUUGUUCUUAAUGAACCAAAAAAAAAAAAGGGGAAAUUGAGGUUUAGGUUGGUAAAUAGAGAUUGUAAUAUUUGUAUCUAACGAUUAAGCAAUUUUUUUUUUUGUUAAAAAGAAAAAAAAAACAACUUAAAAAGGGUUACUUUUUCACUUUA
Molecule: messenger RNA, 1607 nt
Organism: Tripterygium wilfordii
Lineage: Eukaryota; Viridiplantae; Streptophyta; Magnoliopsida; Celastrales; Celastraceae
Product: U-box domain-containing protein 26-like
Exons: 1
Coding region: 169-1425 (418 amino acids)
Biological process (GO): protein ubiquitination
Molecular function (GO): ubiquitin protein ligase activity
Source: RefSeq, a predicted model, not a curated record